AUGGAGGAGCCCACCUUCACACAUCAGUACGGCCCCAUGCAGUCUCCUGGUGACUCGCUUGAUGAGUUCGAUUUUGAGUCCUUUUCUUCUGAGAACUUCUUAUCGUACCCAUCUUCCUGUCCCAAAACCAGCAACCCCUACUUGUCCAAUUCAACCAUUGAAAAUUUUCAGGCAGAAGUAGAGAAGCCAGCUAAACAGCUCAAGACCACUAGUGGGAAUUUUUUCCCUACGGGAAUCAAAACACCCGAAGCUUCUUCAUCUUCCUCCUCCUGCCUGAUUUCUUUCGGGAACUCAGACUUGAACCCAAUCCCUGACGAUGCACCGACCUUCUAUGGAAAUCUAAACUGGAACGUGAAGCCUAAGGAUAGGGCUGCUUCUAUCGGAAAUAUGAAUUUGGAGUCUUUGAUUUCUCAGGAUUCCUAUCAGAAUCAAGACUAUUCACAAACAUAUGGCCAGGGAACCAAGAGGCUCGGUUUGACAAGAAAUCCUACACAAAAUCAGGAACAUGUAAUAGCCGAGAGAAAGCGUCGAGAAAAGCUCAACCUCUUGUUCAUUGCUCUUUCAGCCAUUGUUCCAGGCCUAACGAAGACGGACAAGGCUUCAGUACUUGGAGAUGCUAUCAAGUACUUGAAACAUCUUCAAGAACGUGUGAAGAUGCUCGAAGAACAGACAGCAAAGAAAAUGGUGGAAUCAGCAGUCACUGUAAAGAGAUACCAACUCUCAGAUAAUGAAACAUCUUCAUCUUAUCACAACUCUGAUAGCUCCUCCAACCAACUAUUCCUUGAAAUUGAAGCAAGAGUUUCAAACAAGGAUGUACUCAUUAGAAUCCACUGCCAGAAAGAAAAGGGAUUUGCUGUGAAAAUACUUGGAGAAAUAGAAAAGCUUCAUCUAACUGUCAUCAAGAGCAGUUUCUUGCCAUUUGGGGAAUACAUUAUGGAUAUUACUAUUGUUGCUCAGAUGGACCAUGGUUUCUGUACGACUGCGAAGGAUCUAGUUAGAAAUCUCCGACUGGCUCUUCUACAGCUCAUGUGACAUGCAGAACCAAUUGAUUAUUUAAUGCACCCUAGAUUGCCAUUGCCAUUUGUGCCCUUUUUAUUUCUUUGAUUUUGGUAUGACAUAACAUGAGGU
Vitis vinifera (wine grape) is the source of this 1128-nucleotide messenger RNA. RefSeq names its product transcription factor bHLH18-like. The transcript is spliced from 3 exons. The coding region runs from base 1 to 1032 and encodes 343 amino acids. The record is from RefSeq and is a predicted model, not a curated record. Gene Ontology annotation, molecular function: protein dimerization activity. NCBI's taxonomy places the organism in Eukaryota, Viridiplantae, Streptophyta, Magnoliopsida, Vitales, Vitaceae.